UGGGAUUCCUUUAUGAGGUGCAACCAAAACAGCUGUUUGACAUAGCAACAGGGAUAUUCUGGCAGGCUGUCGAGAAUUAGUUCUUGAAUACUGUUGUGGUUUUGAUCACUAAUAUGGCUUUUGGACUCUCUUUGAGUGUUUCUUGGAUGUGUUGCCUGCUAAUUGGAGGGAUAAAGUGUUUUACACUUAAAGGUAACGCUCAUGGGCAUCCUGCCUACACUGGACCUGAACCAACUGGAUCCUAUGCCCAAGCAAGUGUGGUGUCUGGUCCAAAUGCUAAAGCUACUGGCCACAAUGCCACGUCAGCGGAAGCUACUGGCCACAAUGCCACGUCAGCAGAAGCUACUGGCCACAAUGCCACGUCAGCGGAAGCUACUGGCCACAAUGCCACGUCAAGUGUAAAGUCCGGCGCCUCAGCAGCAGCGUCAGGCCCCGGCGCCUCAGCAGCAGCGUCAGGCCCCGGCGCCUCAGCAGCAGCGUCAGGCCCCGGCGCCUCAGCAGCAGCGUCAGGCCCCGGCGCCUCAGCAGCAGCGUCAGGCCCCGGCGCCUCAGCAGCAGCUUCAGGCCCCGGCGCCUCAGCAGCAGCUUCAGGCCCCGGCGCCUCAGCAGAAGCUUCAGGCCCCGGCGCCUCAGCAGAAGCUUCAGGCCCCGGCGCCUCAGCAGAAGCUUCAGGCCCCGGCGCCUCAGCAGAAGCGACAAGCCUUGAACAGACCACUCAACUAGGGAGAUCAUAAUUUGGUUUGGCCAACUCCUUAAUAGUCUUAUCCCUGUUACUGUGCCUCUUGCAGAAAAGGGUAAAGGUAACUGAGGUGGGGAAAUGUGCAAACUAAUGCGCUUGUUUGAAACGAGUAUCUCCUUCACUUGUACAUCAUCAUGCAAAUUGUAUACAGGGGUGGAUGAUACAAUGUUAUGAAUUGUUUUUAUAAACAUACGACUAAAUUGACUUCUGAUGUAGCGAUAUUGCCCGCCACACUUUUAGGUUCUACAGUUAUGCUUUUGAUUUAGCCUGGUGUUCCUGCUACUCUUGCAUGAUUUGCUCAAUAAACCAUUUGACUUUCAAAAAA
Messenger RNA from Oncorhynchus nerka (sockeye salmon), 1064 nucleotides. Its product is annotated as spidroin-2-like. The coding region runs from base 114 to 734 and encodes 206 amino acids. The record is from RefSeq and is a predicted model, not a curated record. NCBI's taxonomy places the organism in Eukaryota, Metazoa, Chordata, Actinopteri, Salmoniformes, Salmonidae. The transcript has 4 exons.